Molecule: messenger RNA, 1542 nt
Organism: Pyrenophora tritici-repentis Pt-1C-BFP
Lineage: Eukaryota; Fungi; Ascomycota; Dothideomycetes; Pleosporales; Pleosporaceae
Source: RefSeq, a predicted model, not a curated record
AUGGCACCUCUUCUCAAUUCCCAAGAUGACCGUGCAGCUUUCCUUGAUGCCUGCAUCACAGAGCGCAGGCAGGUGUAUGAUGCCUGGGAGUCGCUUGGCCUGAUCAGUCAAACGAUAGACUGUCGCAAAGGCUAUUUCAUCAAGAAUGAAGCCAAUGAACUACAGGAAAAGAUUGAGCAAAUAGCGAAGUCGUUUGCUACAUCUUAUCAUGCAGACCGGAGGCAACUACAGUAUGACCUCGCCGAAGAAACAGUAUUCGGAGAAGAUGUGAUGAGGCUUGGGCAACAGUAUGGAGCAAGACUAUGGGGUCGGUUAGAAGACGGCGAGAUCCGCUCUUCUGGCGAGUCACAGGGACGAGGUAUUGAUGAGCACGACUGGGACGUCCUACAUGACCGAAAAAACAUUCUCUUCUUCAUUCGCUGUUGGGUUAUCAGCGUUGUGGUCAGAGAGUAUAGAGCAAGUCCGCGCAAGACAAGAGGGAAAAGUCGCGCUCUGGAAUCAGGGCCAUCCGAGAACCACUACAACCGUAACGAAAUUGCAUACCUCUCCGACUCUGCCAGCUCGGAGACUACCAAUGUGCCCUUCAGAGCGCCGGAACCACCACGCAUGUUCGCGACCCCUGAACCACAAAGAGAGGCUCCGCUAGCGACUGAUACUACUGGCAGGAGAUUCAAUGCAUGUAUCAAUCCUAAAAUUGCUAUUACCGCUCCCACGUAUUCCGACACUACAACACCGGAGCGCUUGCUGUUCAAGACGCAAAGGCAACGAGAGAGUACGCAUGACACAGAUGCAACAUGGAUACCCCGAGAGACUACAGCUGAGACUGAGACAGUGGUUGGUGGUGACGAAGUGACUCCUGGGGAAGUAGAUUCCAUACUACAGUCUGCCAUCGCUGGAGCAAAUGAAGACAACAUGCAGUAUGAGUACCACAACCAAUCUGCUGCUGGGCCAUCAGGUACCUACCGAAACCCUCUUAGACAAGACUCCGUUAUCCCGAACGAUACACAGCAGCAGAAUGGAACCGCGCAAGCUGAUGUAGAGCGUACCGAUGGGCAGGGCAACAUCAGCAACAGCGCCAUGAGCGGUGCGCUGAGCAACGCAUUAGAAAGAUCAUUGAUGACCCAUCCAUCAGACUCAGCAAGCUGGCAACAACGCAAGUAUAGGCGAGAGCUCUUCAAGCUCCUAGUAUCCUACCUCAACGGCAUAGAACAGUUCAGCUCGGAAAAUUACGACUUCACCGCAGAGGAGCGGAUGAACUUUCUACUCAACCAAUUCUGGGCCGGCGGCGACACGGAAGCCUUACAUACCAAGCUCGGUAGCGACAACGCUACGCGUAUACAAAUCGCACUAGAGAGCUGGAUGAACAUGCGACACCGGUUGAGCGAGUUCCGCAGCGCAACCGGCUACUUUGGACGGCCUGGCGAGCAAUGGACGCAGUUUCUCAGAAGUACGGACGAUGCGCCUUGUGCGCAGGCUAUGAUUGCUUUUGUUGACCUCCAGGACUUUGUGGAGAGCGGAGAUUGGAGAUAUGUUCGGGUUUAG